CCUUCUGCUUGCUUCGUCUCUCUCACUCUUUCAUCAACGAGUCCACUCGCCCAGCCAGCCUCGACAGACAGUUAACUAGGAUAGGAAUAACACACACUACUUUGGAGUUUGGAGCCCCCCCAUCUAUUUUCUUCUCUUCAGAAUACUCUCAAUUUCACUUCCACCACAAUUCAACAAAAAAAUAAAAAUAAAAAUGGUGGACGAAAGUUCUGACAGCGACACCCGGAAAAUUCGGAACAUAUGCAUACUUGCACACGUGGACCACGGCAAGACGACGCUGGCGGACCACCUGAUCGCGGCGGGGGGUGGCGGUUUUGUCCACCCGAAGCUUGCGGGUCGGGUUAGGUUCAUGGACUACUUAGACGAAGAACAACGAAGGGCCAUCACGAUGAAGAGUUCUUCGAUUUCCCUUUCCUAUAAGGACUACUCUAUCAACCUUAUUGACUCACCAGGCCACAUGGACUUCUGCAGUGAGGUCUCCACCGCCGCCCGCCUCAGCGACGGCGCCCUCGUCCUCGUCGACGCCGUCGAAGGCGUCCACAUCCAGACCCACGCCGUGCUCCGUCAAUGCUGGAUCGAGCGUCUCUCACCUUGCUUGGUCCUCAACAAGAUCGACCGUUUGAUCACCGAAUUGAAAUUGAGCCCCUCCGAAGCCUAUACUCGCUUGUUGAGGAUCGUCCAUGAGGUUAACGGCAUUGUUAGCGCGUACAAGUCGGAGAAAUACUUGUCCGACGUGGAUUCUCUCCUCGCUGGUGCUGCCGCCGGCACCGGCGAGGUUCCGGAGGAUUAUUAUGAUGAUGAUAAUGAGGAUGUGUUUCAGCCUCAGAGAGGGAAUGUGGUUUUUGCUUGUGCAUUGGAUGGUUGGGGUUUUGGGAUUCAUGAGUUUGCUGAAAUAUAUGCUUCUAAGAUUGGUGCGAGUGUUAAUUCCUUGCAGAAAGCUUUGUGGGGUUCUAGGUAUUUCAAUCCCAAGACCAAGAUGAUUGUUGGGAAGAAAGAGAAUGGAGCUGGUGGUGGUGGUGGUAAGAAGCCUAUGUUUGUUCAGUUUGUGUUAGAGCCGCUUUGGCAGGUUUAUAAGGGAGCUCUAGAAGGGGAUAAAGUGUUGCUUGACAAAGUUAUUAGGUCCUUUAGUUUGUCAAUUCCGGCGCGAGAAUUGCAAGAUAAGGAUGCUAAACGAGUGCUUCAGGCAGUUAUGAGCCGUUGGCUUCCUCUUUCGGAUACUAUCUUGUCCAUGGUGGUUAAGUGUAUGCCGGAUCCUGUUGUGGCACAGUCGUAUCGCAUCUCGCGGCUGCUUCCUAAGUGUGAGGUUGUUGUUGAGGAUGGGGUUGAUAGGAGAGUGGCGGAAGAGGCUGAGUUUGUGAGGAAAUCGGUGGAGGGGUGUGAUGGGAGGAAUGAAGCUCCUUGUGUUGCUUUUGUGUCAAAAAUGUUUGCUGUCCCAGUUAAAAUGCUUCCUCAUCCUAUCAGCGAUGAAGGAGAGGGUGAGUCGGAUGAAUGUUUUUUGGCAUUUGCUAGGAUCUUUAGUGGGGUUUUGUCUGUGGGGCAGAGAGUUUUUGUGCUUUCUGCGUUGUAUGAUCCGCUGAAAGGCGGGGAAUCAAUGCAAAAACAUGUUCAGGAAGCUGAAUUACAAUCCAUGUAUCUAAUGAUGGGUCAAGGAUUGAAAGUAGUGGCAUCUGCCAAAGCAGGAAAUGUUGUUGCUAUCCGAGGCCUUGGCCAGCAUAUAUUGAAAAGUGCUACUCUUUCUUCUACUAGGAACUGUUGGCCUUUUUCAAGUAUGGCAUUCCAAGUUGCCCCAACUUUGAGGGUUGCAAUUGAGCCAUCUGACCCUGCAGAUGUGGGUGCACUACUGAAGGGUUUGAGGCUUCUGAAUCGCGCCGAUCCCUUUGUUGAGGUCACGGUUUCUGCAAGAGGAGAGCAUGUACUUGCUGCAGCAGGCGAAGUUCAUCUUGAAAGAUGCAUAAAGGAUUUAAAGGAGAGGUUUGCAAAAGUAAGCUUGGAAGUCUCUCCGCCUCUUGUGUCCUACAAAGAGACCAUUGAGGGAGAGGUGUCUAACAUCCUGGAAAAUUUGAAAGUUCUUAGUAGGAGCUCAGAUUAUGUUGAAAAAUCAACACCCAAUGGAAGAUGUGUUGUCCGUGUGCAGGUGAUAAAACUUCUACCUUCUAUUACAAAGGUGCUCGAUGAAAGCUCUGAUUUACUUGGAGAUAUCAUCGGAGUAAAAUCGGGGCAGACUGUUAAAAGUUUGGAGACCCAAAGUCCAAAUAUUCUUAAAAAUGAUAAUCCAGCUGAAGUGCUGAAGAAACGCAUAAUGGAUGCAGUGGAGAGUGAUAUUUUGAGCAAUGAGAAUGACAAGGACCAUGCUGAAAACUGCAAACUCAAGUGGCUAAAGCUUUUGAGGAGUAUAUGGGCACUUGGACCAAGGCAAAUUGGUCCUAACGUUCUUUGUACUCCUGAUAUUAAAGCAGAAAGUACUGAUAGCUCUGUUCUAAUACGUGGUUGUUCUAAUGUAUCUGAAAGGUUGGGCUUUGUGACUGAUUCUAAUAACAGUAACUCAGUUGCUGAGACAUCUUCAAACGCUAGCCAAGAGUUGUACAUGGAUGCUGAGCAUCUUGAGAGUAGUGUUAUAUCGGGUUUCCAACUGGCCACUUCGGCUGGACCCUUGUGUGAUGAACCUAUGUGGGGUUUAGCGUUUGUUGUUGAGGCACAUAUAUCUCCAAUUACAGGGUCCUAUGAUGAAUCUGAAACACACCAACACUCUGAGCAAUAUGGCAUCAUUGCAGGGCAGGUAAUUGCAACUGUCAAAGAUGCUUGUAGAGCAGCUGUGCUUCAGAAUAAGCCACGACUUGUGGAAGCAAUGUACUUUUGUGAAUUGAAUACCCCUACUGAAUAUUUGGGUCCGAUGUAUGCUGUACUUGCCCGAAGACGGGCCCGAGUUUUGAAGGAAGAGAUGCAGGAAGGUUCCCCUUUCUUCACUGUGCAUGCAUAUGUUCCUGUUUCUGAGAGCUUUGGUUUUGCAGAUGAGCUUAGAAGGUGGACUUCUGGUGCUGCAAAUGCACUACUUGUCCUUAGCCACUGGGAAGCACUUCCUGAGGAUCCUUUCUUUGUACCUAAAACAGAAGAGGAAAUUGAAGAGUUUGGAGAUGGUUCUAGUGUUCUUCCAAAUACAGCAAGAAAGUUAAUUGAUGCAGUCAGACGGCGUAAGGGCCUUCCUGUGGAGGAAAAGGUAGUACAGCAUGGAACCAAGCAGAGGACACGGGCUCGUAAAGUGUGAAAAUCAUCAUUUCUGUUGUGUCCUUGGCUGUGAAGAGAACAUGUAAUUGUUGAAUGUAUGGAAACAGAAACGCGUCUAGGGAUGAGCACUAUCAUGUAUCCUUCUUCAUCGCUGCUUUGUGAAAGUAAAGAUGAACUGGCUGCUGUCUCCAUUGAUGAGCUCAUUGAGAAUGCUGAUGGUUGUGAAAUUCUAGUAGUUAAAUGUAAAGUGAGCAGAAGGAUCCAGGGGUAAAUCAUCAGAUGAUGGUGAACAACAUAUAGAUGAGCUUUCUUUCACAGAAUUAAGAGAUAAGCUAAUUGCCCUAGAUCCUCUGAAUACAAAGCACAUCAUCAAAGUCAAUCAAGCUGAGGCUGAGUUCUGGCAGAAGUCAGAAGGGUAUAGGGUUGGAUGGAGUGAUGAAAUAUUGGGCUUCGAUUGUGGAGGUCAACAGUGGGUAUCCGAGACAUACUUCCCUGCUGGAAAACUGGCUAAGCCAAGCAUGAAAGACCUUGAAUAUAUUGAAGAGCUGAAGCAACUUAUAGAGAAAGAAGAGAUACCUGCACCUGCUCCAAUUGAGCAGCGAUGGAUGAUAUUUUUUCUUGGGUCGGUAUAAUCAAGUACCUCCCUACCAUGGAUGCUCGCCAGAGGAAGGAUAUAACGGAAGAAUUCUUUCAUUACAGGCAUCUGACUUGGGCAAAAUUAUGGGAUCCUUACUCUGCUUAUGAACAUUGGGCUAAGAUUGAGGUUCCAAAGGACAAGGAGGAGCUUGUGGAACUCCAAGCAAGGAUAAGAAAGCGGUUUCCUAUGGAUGCAUAAAACAAGGCAAGAAUGGAACUGGAUCCCAAUAGGAUCCUUUCAAAUAACAUGCUGGAAAAGCUGUUCCCACAAUUAGAUGCCAUAUAAAAUUCAGGCUGCCACACAUUUGGAACUUCGGGAUGCAAAAUAUCUGGUGCACAAUCAGGAUUAUUAUACAUAAAUACAUUCUUUUUGUUUCUUGCCUGCAUGGGAGGAUGUCUUGAACUCAAAGAAGCUUUAAGGAUUGUGAUGUAAACGUAUUAAAGGAGCUCGAUUGAUCUUUCCAUUCUGUUGUUACUCAUCCCACCGGAAAGCGGAAGCAUAAAGAAGGGGGAAAAUCAAAGGAGAAAUUCUGUUGCUGACAUAUUUGUAUGAAUUGCUCUCCCUUUAGGAAGCCCGUUUGUCCCAAAGGAAUAAAAUUAUAAAAAUUAAAGUUGAAUCUGGAUGAUGACUUCCUUCAGAAAUUAAUCAGUCAGUAGAAAAUCAAUCAGUCAGUCAGCAAGUCCAACCCUAAUGUCCACAACAGCGCUCCACUGCAGAACAUUGCCCUAAUGUCGAAGCUUGUUUGUGUCUGUUGACUCAGAGUUCACACCAUAGCCUCACCGUGCGGGAGACAUGCAUGCCAACUGAAG
Gastrolobium bilobum is the source of this 4668-nucleotide messenger RNA. RefSeq lists its product as uncharacterized. Gene Ontology annotation, cellular component: cytosol; ribonucleoprotein complex. The transcript has 7 exons. NCBI's taxonomy places the organism in Eukaryota, Viridiplantae, Streptophyta, Magnoliopsida, Fabales, Fabaceae. The coding region runs from base 194 to 3262 and encodes 1022 amino acids. Gene Ontology annotation, biological process: cytosolic ribosome assembly. The record is from RefSeq and is a predicted model, not a curated record. Gene Ontology annotation, molecular function: ribosome binding; GTPase activity; GTP binding.